GGACCUUACUGCACCAGGGGUACGUUGUCGCUAUGGACAUGACACUCAAGGCGGAACGUGCUCUGACUUUUGAGACCGGGGGGCGGCUUGGCCGAUCGUUCAUCGGAGGUACAAACUUUUAUGACGCAGACCACGCUGGUCUCCAAACCGGCGAACAGCUGUGGCUGGCGCUCAAGAACAUGGAGCUGGCAUAUGGCGAGGGGCGACUCCACUAUCUCUACGCCAUCUGUCCGCCGAGGCGCUACUUGACCUUUGUACGACUGGCAAGAUCAAUUUCUCUCUCGACAAAUCGCUCUUCGACAUUGACUUCCCAGGAGACUACGUGCGCCGCCUCAAGUGGUAGUCGCAGUCUCCGUGCUGUGCAUCGUCGGCACCUACACCAGUAUCAACGAUACGCUUAUCAUGAAGAGUCACGCGUACCGGAUCAACGACAAGCCUGACCAGAAUCUUCGUCGACACGUGGCGGGUUGGUACGCUGGUGCCAAUUUCCGCGAUUGCGAUCAGCGCUGGGCAGAGGGACACUGGGGUAUUCGGAUUAGACUUCCACGGCAGCGACCUACAACCGUUUGAGGGGCCCGGUGCCGUCAGCGAAUGG
This is a messenger RNA of Aspergillus saccharolyticus JOP 1030-1, 595 nucleotides long. RefSeq lists its product as uncharacterized. NCBI's taxonomy places the organism in Eukaryota, Fungi, Ascomycota, Eurotiomycetes, Eurotiales, Aspergillaceae. Bases 33 to 440 code for a protein of 135 amino acids. The record is from RefSeq and is a predicted model, not a curated record. The transcript has a single exon.